CUUUCAGUUUCCUUUCUAGAAAAGACUCUUCUCUCUCUCUCUCUUUUUUUUUCCUGUUUACCCCACCCUAUACUACUUGCAUGUAGGAGCUUCUUAUAAAUCACCCAAUUUCUCGGAAACACUUGAGCCUCUCGACCAACCUCUCCGAUGAGACUGUCCAAUCAGGGGUGGGCGGAGGGGGGGAUGCGGGUGGAGAUCAGGGAAACUCUCUGAGGAAGCAAGCCAUUAGCUGGUCAUUGCAUCAGCCACCCCGUAUCCCAGGUUGGCCUCCAUAUAACCUCCCCACCCUCUUCCCGUUCCCUAUUCUCAGCAUCAGUAUGAAUAACUGUGUUUGUGUAUAGUCUUGCGGCGGGGAGGGGGGGUUGUGAGGGAAGGCGGAUGGUAAAUUCCUUGCCGCUGCUGUUCACGGAGGCGGCGCAGGGCAGUGGAGAGAUCAUGAGUUCUGGGGGUCAGACCCGGAUUUCAAUCCCAGUUUGGGCAUCUUCUUGUUACAAGACCUUGCGCAAGUCACAUUCCCUCUCCGCUUCAUCCUGCGUUUCCUCAUUUGUGAAAUGGGCAUAAAGAAGCCUCGUAACUUUAUCGUGGAGGGGACUAAGUGCGAUACUACCGGCAAAGCCCCUGUCACAUGGCAGACACUCGUUAAAAGUGAGGGCCUCUCCCCUUGGCGAACGAGAAGAGGAGGGAGACGAUGAAAGGUAGUUUGCCCUUGACGGACAAGGAGAAACUGUCUUCAAUGGCUUCGCUGGUGGCUUAUGAUGACUCGGACUCAGAGGCUGAGACUGAGCCUGCGGGCAGUUUUAAUCCUGCCAUCCAGAUGAAAGACGCUUCUGAUGCCAUCAGACCUCCUGGGCCGGCUUUCGCCUCGGAAGUCCUGGAUGCAAAGGACAGGGCAGCACUGCCCACAAAGCGUGGUUCUUGUGAAGACGCAGCCGGCUGUCGUCUCCCUCUGGCUCGGCUCUGGAGCAGUGACUCAGGAUCUUGCCCCAACCAGAGGCUGCAGUGGCCCAGGACAGAGCCUGAGGUCACCUUCCCCACCAGCCAGCCUGCUCGUCCUUCCCUGUGGACCAGCCAUGCUCCAGCUGGCCACGUGCCCCUGGCAGCUGCCCGCUUGAAGCAGGUGAAACUCUCCUGGGAAACUUCUGGCUCCCCUGAGCCAUCUUUCUGUGCCCGAACUGGAUCUGAAACCCCAGGAGAAAACGGCAGCAGCUCUCUUCAGAGGCGGUGGUGUGAGGACUGUGUUGUACCCUAUACCCCGAAAAGGCGAAGACAGUUGCAAGCAUUAAGCACGGAAACAGGCAAGAGUAAAGACGUGGAGCCCCAGGGUCCCUGUGCAGGGCGUGCCCCAGCCCCUCUCUGUGUGGCGCCCCAAGUGUCCGAAUUUAUUCAGCCGUAUUUGGACAGUCAGUAUAAGGAAACCAAGAUUCCCAGGAAGGUACUGUUCCAUCUGAGAGGCCACCGGGGCCCAGUCAACAACAUUCAGUGGUGUCCAGUCUCUUCCAAGAGCCACAUGCUCCUCUCAACUUCUAUGGAUAAAACCUUCAAG
Messenger RNA from Physeter macrocephalus (sperm whale), 1543 nucleotides. Its product is annotated as WD repeat-containing protein 25-like. The annotation marks the transcript as partial. Gene Ontology annotation, molecular function: protein binding. The record is from RefSeq and is a predicted model, not a curated record. The transcript is spliced from 2 exons. NCBI's taxonomy places the organism in Eukaryota, Metazoa, Chordata, Mammalia, Artiodactyla, Physeteridae.